AUGGGCCCGACGCGGGCGUCCCGCAAGGGCAAGAAGGCGUGGAGGAAGAACAUCGACGAUGGUGCUGUGGUGGACGCGCUGGCGCAGGAAACGCUCGAGGAGCGCCGGGCGGGGCCUGCCGUGGAGACUCUGGCGGACGAGAAGCUCUUCACGGUCGACAGGAAGCCGGCGGCGAAGCCCGAGGUGAAGACGAAGAAGCAGCGGAUGCUGGAGGCGCGCUCGAAGCUCACCAGGGCUGAGGCGAUCAUUCAGCAGGCUUCUCAGGCAAAACCGGUCUUGCGGACCCCGAAGCCGAAGCCGAAGUCGGCACUGCCAGCGCCGCUGCAGGAGCGCGACGCGCUGAAGCAGCGCAGCGAGGAGGAGCGGAGGCGCGACGCGGAGGCCAAGGAGCGGCGGCAAAAGGAGCUCGCCAAGGACUACGACGUCUUCCAGGAGAGCCCGAAGGCCGACCGCGAGGACAAACAGCGCGCCCUGAUCAAGGAGCAGUACGGCACCGCGAAGCGCCGCCGGAAAGCGACCAUCGCCCCGAUCCCCGCAGUGGAGGUCGACAUCCCCGGGUGCUCGUACAACCCCACGUACGACGACCACCAGGACGCCGUGGCGCUCGCGGUGGCGCACGAGAUGAACAAGGUCAUCGCGGCGGACCUCGCGCCCACGGCGCCCCCGCGCGUGCUCCCCGCGGACGCCCCCGCCGACCCGCAACAAGACCCGCUGGCGCUGCUCCAGCACGACGCCGAGGCGAGCGACAGCGAGCCCGAGGACGCCGGGUCGGAGGGCGAGGACGUCGCGCCGCAGAAGCGCCCCGAGAAGAAGACGCGCGCGCAGCGCAACAAGGAGCGGCGCGUCGCGGAGGAGGCGGCGCGUCUGGCGGCGAGGCGCGCCUUGAAGAAGCAGCGGCGCGAGAUCGACGGGCUCGGGCGGACGCGGCGGGAGCUCGAGGAGGAGGAGGCGGACCGCGAGGUGCUCCGGGCGCGGCGGGAGGCGAUGUUGGCGGAGCGCGCGCUGCAGGAGCCGCCGCGCCUGGGCAGGCACAAGUUCGAGCCUGCGCCGGUCGAGGUGUUGCCGACGGACGAGCUGCCGGGGUCGAUGCGGGGCGCGGGGAAGGGGCGGGGCGCGGCCGCGGCGCUGCGCGACCGGUUCAGCUCGCUGCAGAAGCGCGGGCGGCUGGAGGUGCGCAAAGUGGUGGAGAAGCAGAAGGUGCGGAAGCGGAGGACGUACGUGCACGGGGCGAAGGCGGACGCGGAGCGGGAGCGGAUGGCCGAGAUCUGGGCGCUGCAGGCGCGCAACCGGGACCGGAAAAAGGCCGCCGUCGCGCAGGCGGCGAUCGAGGAACUGUGA
Molecule: messenger RNA, 1338 nt
Organism: Pedinophyceae sp. YPF-701
Lineage: Eukaryota; Viridiplantae; Chlorophyta; Pedinophyceae
Source: the annotation of a GenBank genome assembly